Messenger RNA from Manduca sexta (tobacco hornworm), 967 nucleotides. RefSeq lists its product as uncharacterized. Bases 83 to 682 code for a protein of 199 amino acids. The transcript has 3 exons. The record is from RefSeq and is a predicted model, not a curated record. NCBI's taxonomy places the organism in Eukaryota, Metazoa, Arthropoda, Insecta, Lepidoptera, Sphingidae.
GUGGAGGUGGGUAUAUAAGGCGCGGUGGGACUCUGCAAACAUUAAUUCCCGUUAAGUGAUCCCUACAUUCACGCAUCUCAGCAUGUUACGUAAAAGUCUUGUGAUAGUUUUACUUUUGUGCAUCAUACACGCGAGCUUGAGUAAACCCACAGCAAGCAAAGAGCUAACAGAGGGUCGCGGUAUCGUUUCAACAAUAUGGGGAUAUAUAACAUAUCCAUUCACAUUUUGGCGGUACAGCGAACCAGACCCGGUUGUGACCAACAUCGGAACAACGACAUACGGGCCUAACGACAUCAUAGAGAUUGGAAAACACAACGUCACUAUAUGGUGCAACGAUCAAACUUGUACGACAAUGAAAUGCGACAAAAUAGGAUGUAGGAAUAUCUCAUGUAGUAUUUACGACACUGACAUGACUGGCGAGUGUCGAGAAUACAACACUCUUAACCCUGAAGAAACACCGAGCCCCCCCGUCACUCCAAAGCCGUUUGAGAACAAAGUUACGCAAGCGACAGCUGUGGUUGCGUCUAGCGUGUCUCCUACUCCGGCGCCUACGACAAUUGACAACAAUCCAAAGGAUGAACAUCUACUUGAAUUAGAACAAGCACUAUCAUCUACAAUAGAAGUACGCCCCAAAGAUCCGGUUGAAACAUCCUCCGUUGAGAAACCACGUAACAAGAUCUGAAUGAAAUACCGAGCCCGGAGCCAAUACCAUCAUUCAUCAAAGAUGUAUACGUUACAAUACCUAAUAACGUUAAUUCCACGCUGCGAUAUUCCAACUAGAAUUUUGAACAAGCUCAUAACAAACGUACAAAUGGACUUGGAUUGGUUCUACACUGCAUUUCACUACGAAAAUUGUAAAACCAAAUACUGUAAAUAUUUACAAAUCAGAAAAAAAUGUGCAACAAAUAAAAUUUAAAAAAAUGAUUUAAAUAUAAAUAAAAACUACUGCUUCCCCUGGAAGAAGUGA